Arabidopsis lyrata subsp. lyrata is the source of this 2499-nucleotide messenger RNA. Its product is annotated as ABC transporter E family member 1. The record is from RefSeq and is a predicted model, not a curated record. Lineage: Eukaryota; Viridiplantae; Streptophyta; Magnoliopsida; Brassicales; Brassicaceae. Gene Ontology annotation, biological process: translational initiation; translational termination; ribosomal subunit export from nucleus. The transcript has 14 exons. Bases 261 to 2228 code for a protein of 655 amino acids. Gene Ontology annotation, molecular function: ribosomal small subunit binding; ATP binding; iron ion binding.
UUUCUGCAACACGAUCCCGCCAACGAAACUCUUUUACUCUCACCUUGACGAAAAAUUCCAAAUCCCAAAUCCCAAAUCUUCGUCGUCCUCUCUCGCUUCUCUCGAUUAGAGGAGAACACAGCAACUGAGGUUUUCUUAUGAUCUUCAUGAAUCGCUCACCCAAAGCCCUAAUUUUCCAAUUCUUGGUGCGAUCUUCCUAGACCUAUUAUCUUCAUUCAGCAGUAAGAUUGGAAGAUUGAAGCGUCAUCUCUUACGAAACCAUGGUUUUGUGUAAUCACUGUGGAAGCAACGUUCCCAUGGCAUUCAAAUGUACCGUGUGUAAGAUGAAAUUGGAGAAUUUCAAUACUUCUACUGAAGUCAGAUUCGUCAAUGAUGCGGCAGGCCAGAACCAAGCGUCAGGACACAUAGUGAAGAGUGUUCAGGGCGGGAUUUCAAGCUCAUUUGAAAGGAAAACUGAAACAGGAAACAUAGUGAGGAGUGCUCAGGGUGGGCUUUCAAGCUCAUCUGAAAGGAGCACUAAAACAGGGGUGGAAGACCAAUCUAAGGAGAUUGUUAUGGACAAACUGAGUGAACUUCGUAUUGAUGUGCCUCAGUCUUCCAACACUUCUUUUAUAAAGCAUUGUAUAAAGUGUGGUUUGCGUGUGGAGAAAUGCCCGUGCGAGUCUGUCCAAGACUUUUAUGUUGUCCCAACGCAUAAGUAUGGGCAUGAAUCAUUUCGGCUGCUCAGGCUUCCAGUUACAAGGAUGGGAAAGGUCUUAGGAAUCGUUGGGGCAAACUCUAUCGGUAAAACAACCUCUGUGAAGAUUCUUGCUGGAGAACUCAAACCAAACCUUGGCAACGUUAAGAAUCCUCCUGAGUGGGAGGAAAUUAUACCCCACUUCCAUGAUUCAGAACUUGAAAGCUAUUUCACCCGAAGGCAAAAAAAGACUCUAAAGGUCCUUGUGAAGCCGGCUCUGAAAGAGACGAAGGUAGCUGAUUGGAAAUGUAAGAACUUUUGGGCCAACUGGGUGCUUUAUGAGGUCCAGGAUAGAGGUCGUGAGGUAUUGGACAAGAUCUGUAAUGAUCUGGAGUUGCACAACCUGGAGCGUUGUGUAGAAGAGUUAUCUGCUGAUGAGCUGCAAAGAUUCCGGAUUGCUCUAGUUGCCGUGCGGAAAGCGGAUGUUUACAUCUUUGAUAACCCAUCUACUUUCCUUGAUGUGAGGCAAAGACACAAAGCUGCCCAAGUUAUACGUUCCCUCCUAAGACCUGACUGCUACGUUAUUGUAGUGGAGAAUGACCUUAGCGUCGUUGACUUUGUGGCGGAUGAGAUUUGUCUUCUGUAUGGGAAACCAGGAAAAUAUGGUGUCGCCACACUUCCUUUCUCUGUCAAAGAGGGAAUCAACGUUUUCCUGUCGGGAUAUCUCCCGAGAGAACAAUUUCGAUUCAGGGAUGACUCCCUCUCUUUCGAGGUUUCCAACAACAUAACUCCGCAAGAUGAGUAUAUGAAGGUAUAUGGAAGAUACCAGUACUCAGACAUUAGUAGAACAGGUGGACUAAAUCUGAACAUAGUGGGAGGAGAGUUCGAUAACUCUCAAAUAGUUGUUGUUGUUGGUCCAAGGUAUACUGGGAAAUCACUCUUUCUUGAGUUCCUGGAACGUAUGCAUCCACGUGUGUCAUACAAACGGGAACAUAUUGGUUAUGCUGGUUGCGAGUUGGCGACAGUCAGAAGACAUCUAAAUUGCUUGAUUCCUGGUACCAUUAGAGAUUGUAGGUUCAGAGUUGAUGUGAUGGAACCGCUGGGGAUUGUUCAGUUGUUCGAACAAUCCGUCUCCACACUCUCUGCUUCUGCGUUGCAGAAGCUUGCAAUAACAAUCUGCUUGGGAAUGCACGCAGACUAUUACUUAAUUGAUGAGCCGGGUAGGCAUCUGGACAUAGAGCAGAAAAUCUGUGUUUCAAAGGUUAUAAAGCGCUACACUCGGUACAUACAGAAACCGGCAGUAGUUGUUGAGCAUGACUUGAUGAUGCUGUACUAUUUGGCGGACCGAGUGGUUUUAUUUGAAGGGAAGCCACAUGUUACUGGAAUUGGCCAUGCUCCACAAUCACUUGUUAGUGGAAUGAACCAGUUACUACAGGAACUGAAUAUUACCGUGAGGCGGGAUCCGGCAAAUAUGGUUCCUCGAAUAAACAAGGUAGGAUCUUUAGAAGAUGAAGAGCAAAAGUCUGCCGGAAAGUAUUUUUCUGAAGACUGAUAGAGGAAAGUAUUUUUCUGAAGACUGAUAGAGCAAAAGUCUGCGGGAAAGUAAAUGAUAAACUGCAAAACAUUACUUAGAAACCCGAACACAUUUUUUCCUUUGGGUUCUUCUGUUUUCUAGAAUAAAAGUACAGAACAACCAACAUGGCGUUGAUUCAUACCCACGUAACGGUACAUUUUUUUUUUUUUUUUCACCCACGUAACGGUACAUUGUUUCCUUUGAAAUAUAUGUUUGUUUAGUAUUGUAAGAUACAUAUUUCGUUAUAGCA